GUUGUCUGUCUUCUUUUUUCGGCAUGGAAUAAACCUGUUACUUGUUCCUUUAUAUAAAGUAUAUGAUUACCGCACACUACAUAAAUCCCCAUUGAAACGAAUGUUUGCAAAUCUAAUUUAAGCGAUGGAAAGAAUAAACCGAUAAAUAUCCAUCUGAUGCAAAAUCUAGGUAAUUUCUAACUUCAAGGCUGAAAUGCAAGUUUCAUAGGUAGAGAUCAGUAAUUGUGCUUGAGGAACUGAUUAAGCAAAACACCUCACUGACUGAUGUGAAGUGAAUAGCACCCUGCCUUGUUUUAGAGUUAAAUUUUAGUGAUGUAGUACCUCAAACUGGGAAACCUACGGUAACUCAAAGGGGAUGUCAACUGAUUAAAUAUAAAACAUGAAGAGUCCCAAUUGUUGGUCACAGAGAAAGCAUGGGUUAAAGAAUUAUGAAAAUGGGACACUGAGGAAACAAUUCUAAAGAAGUAAACAAGGCACACAACUUUCUUUGUUCUAAUUGUUCUUAAUGCUAAUAUUUAUUAUUAGUUUACUGCCAUCCAUGCAAUGUUCACAACUGACUCUGACCCCCAUUCAGUGUGUUUAAAUAAAACUUUGUUGUUUCAUACCUUAUCUUUUGUGAUAUACUAGGUGGCCUGGUAUGUACAGUAUGUUGUCUUUCCUUCCAGAGUACUUUCUCAUGCUAACACAACGUUUAACUGCAGCUGAGUCCAAAUGAUGUCCUUGCAGAGUUUAUUGGAAGGGUUUUAGUCUUUAGUUAACCCUGUGUCAUGCUUUUCCUUCAGAACGGAAUCAUGGAAAAGGUCUGUAAAGCCCUGUUUAGCACAAUUUAAUUAAACAAUUAGGAUUGAGGAAGGUGCCCACUAAGAUCUGCAGUAUUUCCAAAGUUUAUACCAGCACAUUGGAGUAAGCUUUCAAGGAAAUUAAUUGGAAGCACAAGGGACUGAAGAUUAAUAAAGCUCAUUUAAGUCAUCUGAUUUGGCAUCAGCAUAAUUAAGUUUGCACUGAACACUAACGAAACCCCAUGUGAUAUUAAUCGUGUGUUUUCCCCAAAGCUGAAAUAAUAAUUAAGCUGGAUGAAGGGAAGGAUUAUAUAGUAUAUAUUUGAUGCAAGUAAUAGUAUCAGCUGAAGCUGUAAUAGUAUUACCUGAUAUAAAGAGAGAGCCAGACUGGUUUGGGAAUUAUAAAUGUACCAGAGAACACACUUUAGUGCCUCAAAGGAAAGGUCUGACAGUUUUGUCUCGCUUGUACUAGCCUAUGGAUGUGAAACUUGAGCCGUGGGUGCAGUAGUGCUGUGCUGACUGCAGGCAUGAGAAAGAAGUCUGGAGUUCUGUGUGCUCAGGACAACAGAAAGAGACAACGGCGGAACUGAAUGGGUUAUGUCAGAAACAAGUUUGUGACAUCGUUACAAGAGACUUAAAAGAAAUGGAUCUAGCAGUGCGCAGUAAGCAUUGAAGAACUGACUAUCACUGGAAGAACAAAAUAUCCAGAAAGAAGAUCAAAUGGAAGGCUGUGUGAUGAAGUAAAGGAAACGGGACUUGUGUUGCUCUGUGAAUAGACGAAGGGUGUCAGCCGCACACAUCUCUAUAUACGGAUGAAGAAAAGUAUAAACUGCUUCUGUAAGCGUCCGGACGCUCUGGUGCGACUGGUUUGUUUCCCCUGGGCAGGAGGAGGUUCUAUUCAUUAUGCUCGCUGGGGGAGCCUUCUCAACAGUUCAGUAGAAGUUUACUCUGUGAAACUCCCUGGAAGAGAAGGCAGAGCAAAGGAGCCUUUCUUAAUGGACAUGCAGCAGGUUGUGGAUGAAGUGGUUAGUGCGCUGUUGCCAGAACUCAGAGAGAAGCCCUUUGCACUGUUUGGUCACAGCUUUGGGGCUAUGGCCAGUUUUGCUACAGCAGAUCAUCUGAAGCGAGUUCAUGGUCUAGAGCCAGUGCAUCUCUUUGUAUCUGGUGCUUCAGCUCCACAUCAAAGACGAGGACUGUGCACACUUCUGAGACAUCCUGUGCCUGAGUCAUCCAUCAUUCUUCACACAGUGACCCUUGCUGUGCCUGCUACUGCACAGUUAACACCAAAUGGAGGGUCAGAGGCCCGUCUGUGUGCUACGAAGAGGAGUGAUCUUACGGAUGAAGAGUUUCUCAACUGGUUAACUUCUAUUGGAGGAACGCCCCCAGAAAUUCUAACCAACCAAGAAGUUCUGAAGCUCUUUCUACCUGUCCUUAAAGCAGAUCUCAGUGUUGUCGAGAACUAUAGAUACCUCAAGCCUGAAAGAAGUAUUCUCUCUUGCCCUGUUACGUGUUUUGAUGGGACUCAGGAUAUUCCACAUGACCUCCAAGCAUGGAAAGAUAUAUCAAGUGGAGAAUUCACAAUAAAAAUGCUCCCAGGAUCUCAUUUUUACUUAAAAGAUCCAACCAAUGAAAAGAUUCUAUUGGAUUACAUCACAAGACAUCUAGAGACUGCUGAAAUGGACUAUAUGAAAUGAUGCAAUGUUCUGCCAUAAAAUCAUGAUCUACAGCAUCUGCCAAAUUCAGAUGAACAUCCUACAGACAUUAGAAAGAAAUGUAGUUCAUUUAUAUUCCAAUCAACUAGUGUUCAAAAACAACAUGUAUUAUUUGAUCUCAAUGUUAAGAGUAUGACAAUUCUUAAUAUACUGUAUAUAUUUGAUUUAAUGUCUGAUACGGGUUAUUUCAGUUCUCAAAGAAAGUAUCCAGUUUUGAUUCAGUUUCAUCUAGGAGCAGUUCUGAGAAGAAGUGAUUGUUUUCAGCACUGUGAAUCGUGCCGCAAUGAAAACACUGGAAGUCCUCUGGGCAAGCCUGCCCUUUGACGGGCUGAUAGCUUUGGUUUAGUUUUUAAAUUGUCAUUUAAAUAGCUAUUUUGUGUCAUCUUAAUUUAAUUAUCAGACAAAGACCUUG
Messenger RNA from Lepisosteus oculatus (spotted gar), 2903 nucleotides. The record is from RefSeq and is a predicted model, not a curated record. Lineage: Eukaryota; Metazoa; Chordata; Actinopteri; Semionotiformes; Lepisosteidae.